AAUUUGCUAUCAGACGGUGUUAGAACUCGCAUACCGGGGCGGGGAAGCGGAGAAAUUCGCCGAGUUUGGUGCUGGCCACCUUCACCUCUCCUGAUUAUUUAAAAAAAAUAAUUCUGUGGAAAACGAUCGAUUGGCGGACUGGAUUCAGCAAUGAUAAAAAAAAAAAACACGUCGCGCGCUGGGUAGAAGUCUCACGGGCCGGUACUUUCAGAUUAGUUGCUAUCCGUCUAAUCUUUUACGUGAUCUCUGGCAUUAAAUCGCAAUAUUUUGUGUCCCGUUUGCAACCAGUACGGUACGCAAUUUGCCCUUUUUUUAGUAUCCGGACAGCGCUAUUGACUGGAAACCCCUCGCUCGAAAUAUUUUGUUUUCGGUGACAUGGGGGAAGGCGCGCAGUGGCGUCCAUUAUUUCUUCAAACUGAAAAAUCAACCCUGACAUUGAGAAUCCUGUGCUAAUACAAGAGAUAUGCUAACAUUCACACGAACUAUGUUAACACUUGAUGUGUCUGGUGAGCAAAGGACGAGACUUAUUUCAUGCGACUAACCAAAUUAAUAAGAAUUAAUUGGAUUCUUCAUGUUUGUUUGUGGGGCUAGGAGCUCUUCCUCUUAAGGCGGCAGCAUAGGCGUUAUAACUUGCCGACAGAUGCGGCGGGGUUGGCGGUAGAAAAAAUUACGCAAUUUGACCUGUGUUUUCGAAUCUACACUGCGCAAUCUACUACCUUCCCCCUCUCGGCAAAUUUUGUCAUCGGAUUAUUACACCCUGAAAGUGGCAACCCUAUCUCUAAUAAUCCAUAGGUUAUUAUUCACAGGAACCACGUCACUGACGCUUGCUGUAUGAAACAUCCUGAACUUUUGGUGAAGUCUGAACCCAGCGAUGACCCAGUCACCCCUAACCCAAGUGUUACGGAUACCUCGCCAGCUGAAUCUGAAGCCAGCUCUAAAUGGGUUGUGGUUCCAGUACCAAUGGAUACUCGUCAAGUUGCUCUUACAGACAGCAUUGUAACAUACAUUGUAAAUGGACUCCUUCCCCUCUCUACUGUAGAAAAUAAGGAUUUCAUUGCAGUUUUGCAGUUGGCUGAACCAUUCUUCACAAUGCCUUCUCGGAGAGACCUCACCCAGAACCUCAUUCCUCAGCGCACCAUUGCUGUUAAACUUAAUUUAAUUAAUCUGAUACAAAGCACAUCCGAUAUUUGCCUGACUGUGGAUCUGUGGUCAAAUCGUUCCAUGAGGUCAUUUUUUGGCAUGACUGGUCAUUUCAUUUCAAAUUUUACAUUGCACAAUGUAAUGUUGAGUUGCCAGCGAUUCCGAGGAAGGCAUUCAGCAGAUAACAUUUGUGCAGUGUAUGAGGAUAUUUUAUCAACUUAUGACAUUAAGAACAAAGUAUCAUUCAUUGUGACCGAUAGUGCAUCAAACAUGAUAAAGGCAUCCAACCUUUUCCCACCCAUAACUGUUGUUGAUGGUGAAGAAGAGGAACAGGAUGACACAUCUGAUCUUCAUGUGGUGAACAUUGAUGAGGAGAUGAUGUACUUCCCUCCAGAAAGAAGUCCAUGCUUUGUCUACACAUUGCAACUUGUGGUUCGUGAUGCCCUGGAUCAAGUUGGUUCUGUAAAAAACUUGCUAGGCAAAAUUCAAAAACUCGUGACUUUCUGCUAUAAGUCUCCACUGGCUUUUGAGACUUUAGGAGAUUACAGAAUUCAUCCUGGAAAUGCUACACGCUGGAAUAGUCAAUUGAAGAUACUAAAGUCAGUCCUUAAUAUUCGCAGUGAUGUCCUUGGUCAGCUGGAGUGCCCUGUUCAGCUGUCACCCACUGAAUUUAAAAUCAUACAGGAACUAUGUGUUGUGCUGGAGCCCUUUGAGGAGGUGACAGACAGGUGUCAGGCAGAGAAAGUGGUAACCUCCAGCUUGGUGAUUCCGUGUGUUCGAGGCUUAAGAUAUGCAGUAAAAAACAUGAAGAUGACUGGCAACAACAACUUGGUGUCCAUUCUCCAGAGCUUGGUUGAGAAGCAUCUUGCAAAAUUUGAAGAAAUACAAUGCUUUCAGAUGGCUUCCAUUCUUGACCCAAGAUUCAAACUGGACUGGUGUAUUGGUGAAGAGGUUAACACCAUGAAGGAUCUUCUCAUGGGAAAAGUUGAGUGUCUCUCCCCAAAACUCAGUGCUGGAUAUAAUGACUGUAGUGACCAACCAAAGAAACGUCCCAAACUUUUUUCCUACAUGGAAAGCCAAAGCAGUUCCUCAGCUGUUGCCAAAGCUUCACAUGAUGUCAUUGUGUACCUGAGUCAACCAUGUUUGGCAGAGGAUGUUGACCCUUUGGCCUACUGGAAAGGAAACCAAACCGGCUUUCCUGAGCUAGCACAACUUGCCUGCAAAUACCUUGCUAUACCAGCUUCCUCUGCACCUGUUGAAAGAAUCUUCAGUGCAGCGGGAAAUAUUUUCAGACCGGAACGUUCCAAUCUGAAUGAUAAAACCUUUGAAGAUCUUUUGCUGAUAAAAUGUAACAGUACUGAAUAAUGAAUUGUUUAUUGGAAUAAAGCAUAAUUGUAUUUGCCAUGAUGUUUUGCUUUUUGUUAUAAUGCAAUAAUACAAUUUAUACUCAAGAAAAUAAAUGAGCUACUAUGUGAAAUAAUUCUUUGUGGCCCCGCAUGCUUUGUGUGCACUGAUGGAAUUGGCUAAAAGUUAUACACAAUUUUUCUUACAACCAUUCCAAUUCCAAUUUACCCACAUAAACAACCUCUGAACAUAUAUCUGCUGUCUUGAAAGUCAAUCUGUUAUUUAAUUCUUUAUGUUUUGCUUGAUUAAAUGACAUUCCUGUGCUGUGUGA
Messenger RNA from Paramormyrops kingsleyae, 2815 nucleotides. The record is from RefSeq and is a predicted model, not a curated record. NCBI's taxonomy places the organism in Eukaryota, Metazoa, Chordata, Actinopteri, Osteoglossiformes, Mormyridae.